GCCUUUGAAACUGUUCUACCAUUUCAUUGUUUACUUUUAUCUUAUAUGGCUGCAGCUGUGGUGUCAACGAAUGGAGUGGCGACGCCUAGCGACUGGCAGGAUCGAUAUCAUCACAUAGACCAAAUUCUCGAUAGACCAGGUCCCCGUACAGAUCCUUCAUUCUUAGCAGGUGAUGAGGUCAAGGAUUUUCUACGUAACAGUUGCAAGAUUCUCGUUAUCGGGGCUGGUGGACUAGGUUGUGAGAUAUUGGCGAAUCUCGCUUUGUCAGGGUUCAAGGACAUCCAUGUCAUUGACAUGGAUACUAUAGACAUCAGCAAUCUUAAUCGACAGUUCUUGUUCAGACCAGCGGAUGUGGGGAAAGCUAAAGCGAUCGUGGCGGCCGAGUUUGUUAUGAACAGGGUACCGGGCGUCAAAGUUACACCAUAUUACGGGAAAAUCCAAGAUAAGGAUGAUGACUAUUACGUGCAAUUCAAUCUUGUGAUUUGUGGCCUUGAUUCCGUCGAAGCUCGUCGCUGGAUAAAUGCCACUCUUGUCAACUUGGUUGAUCCGGAGAAUCCGGAAAGUUUGAAGCCUUUGAUAGAUGGCGGUACGGAAGGCUUCAAGGGUCAGGCUCGUGUAAUUUUACCCACCGUAUCCUCUUGCUAUGAAUGCUCCCUGGAUAUGCUCAACAAACCCACUGCAUUCCCUAUAUGUACCAUCGCCAACACUCCUCGUCUGCCGGAACACUGCAUAGAGUGGGCGUCUGUAUUAGAAUGGCCCCGUGUUCAUGCAGAUAAGAAAUUAGAUACCGAUGACCCAGAGCAUAUAUCAUGGCUUUAUACUAUUGCUGCGGCACGCGCAAAAGAAUUCAAGAUUGAAGGUGUUACAUGGUCUCUUACGCAAGGAGUUGUCAAGAAUGUCAUUCCUGCUAUUGCGUCAACCAAUGCUAUUAUAGCAGCGUCAUGUUGUAACGAAGCUUUCAAAAUCGCAACUAGCUCAGCUGCUUACUUGAAUAAUUAUUUCAUGCUUAUCGGUACCGAGGGCGUGUACUCGUAUACCUUCGAACAUGAAAAGCGCGAUCAUUGCCCAGUAUGUGGAAAUGAAUCGCUCGAAAUAUCGAUCAACCGCGAGUGGACCGUUGAACGCCUGAUUGAAAUGCUCGUAGAGAAGCAAGAUAUCCAAAUUAAGAAACCAUCGUUAUCAACACCAGAUAAACCAAUCUACUUCCAAUCUCCUCCUCAACUGGAAGAAGCUACACGACCUAAUCUUGAGAAAAAGGUGGCAGACCUCGUUGCGGAUGGGGGAGAGAUAACUGUCACUGCGACGACCUUACCAUUUAAUUUGUCAUUGCGUAUCACUUACACAUAAAAACGAUAGGGCAACACCUAGUGCUACUAUUUCUUCAUAAAUAGCAUGAUUUUGUUGCUACACACAAGCGUCAAAUAAUCUACAUCAGGUCGGACAUGUGUACUACUCUGUUAUGUUACCUCGAAUACAAAUCCAUCAUGGGCCUCUAUGAAGCAAUGGCGGCCACGGUACUAGCGGUCGUCGUCGUGGCAUUGGGUUUGGUGUUCUUGCUCCUACCCCAUUUGAUGGUCACUCUUUCACCAUCUAUAUCUAGACCAUUCGCCCAAGCUUCCGCCGCACGCUCAGCUGAUGAACGGUCUUUAAAGUUGACGAAUGCACAUCUGGACUUGGCUACAUGAACCACGGAUUUAAGCUGCGUCGACGGAACUUGAGGUAAUGAAUGUAUCACGCGAGUGCGAAUUGAUAAUUCUGUAGCAUCGGCUGGAAGAGAGGAUAGGAAGAUAGAAACAAUUGACUGGUCUUCUGGUGGUUUCAGUCCUUGAGCAUCUGCGUGGCCGGCCAUAAUCUUGCGGGCCACUGGAUCAUUCCGGCCGUAGUAGCGAUCUUGCAUAUUUUGAUGGGAAAGUUCAUUCUCAACCGGCUUUUCAUGCCUAUAAGGACACUCGGUUCCACGGCUACACUCUCCUUUCGCGAAGAACGAGCAGACGUGUGGUCGAUUCCGCUUGUAGUAAGGAUUUGUUCGAGCAAGUUGUUUCAACAUCUCUUUCCCUGCAGAUUGGG
Molecule: messenger RNA, 2067 nt
Organism: Serpula lacrymans var. lacrymans S7.9
Lineage: Eukaryota; Fungi; Basidiomycota; Agaricomycetes; Boletales; Serpulaceae
Exons: 11
Coding region: 46-1347 (433 amino acids)
Biological process (GO): protein neddylation
Cellular component (GO): cytoplasm; nucleus
Molecular function (GO): NEDD8 activating enzyme activity
Source: RefSeq, a predicted model, not a curated record